UUAAAAAGAGAUCCGGCCCAAUUUUGAAAAACAAUCCGAUCCGAUUUGCACCCCGAAUCCAGUUCGUGUGCAUCUAUAUUCUUGACCCUCCUGUUUUGUUCCCUGGAUUCGGUCUGUGUAUCUCCAUUACUCAACUUGAAAUGUUCACAAAGUUUUUUUCUUCAAAAUUUUUUUUUUUGCAACUCCGCAAUUAAAUCUUGUAACUGUAUAUUAAUUCUUGAUUACAUUGAUGCAAUUUUGUCAUCAGCUCAAGUCUUUAGCUAAAGAUUGAAGAUUUACAUACAAUUUGGGUAUUCGAAAUUCACACAAGAAUGACACUUUACAUGCCUUUCUUUAACAGAACUUUAAGUUCAAGAACUCUAACUCAACUACAUGCUCACCUUAUAGUUAAUGGUCACCAAAAAAGCCAACCUGCAGCAACUAAACUAAUUGAAUCAUAUGCAAACAUGGGUCAUGUUGAAUCUGCUAGAAUUGUGUUUCAGAACUUCAAAAACCCAGAUUCUUUCAUGUGGGGUGUGCUUAUUAAGUGUCAUGUUUGGAGUGGUUUGUUUAGAGAAGCUAUUCUUUUGUAUAAUGAGAUGUUGGGGAAUUUUACCCAAGUUAGUAGCUUUGUAUUUCCAUCAACUUUGAGGGCUUGUUCUGGUAUUGGUGAUCUGGGUGUUGGUGAGAUGGUUCAUGGGAGGAUUGUUAAAUGUGGGCUUCAGUUUGAUCUUGUGAUUCAGACUUCUUUGCUUAGUAUGUAUGGUGAAACUGGGUGUUUGAGGUAUGCGCGCAGUGUAUUUGAGGAUUUGUCUGUGAGGGACCUUGUUUUGUGGAGUUCAAUCAUAUCGAGUCAUGUGCAGAAUGGUGAGGAGAGUGAAGGGGUAGAUUUGUUUCGUGAGAUGGUUGGGGAAGGUGUUGAACCUGAUUCGGUGGUUAUGCUUAGUGUGGCCGAGGCGUGUGCGGAAUUGGGUUUGUGGAGAGAAGGGAAGUCGGUUCAUGGAUAUGUAGUGAGAAAUGCCAUUUUAAGUGAUGGAGCGCUGGAUAGUUCUUUGAUUACAAUGUAUGGUAAAUGCGGUGAUUUGCAUAGUGCAGAGGGGAUUUUUAACAAUGUUGUUCACUUAUCUACAGCUACUUGGACGUCAAUGAUUACAUGCUAUAAUCAAUGUGGUUGCUAUAGAGAAGUCAUAGAUAUUUUCUCCAAGAUGCUAUUGUCUAAUGGGGAACCAAAUGCAGUAACUAUGAUGGGAGUUCUUCGAUCUUGUGUUAGGUUGGGUUGGUUAAAAGAAGGCAGGUCUGUUCAUGGUUUUGUUAUUAGGAAAAUUAUGGACCCUGAAUAUAAUUCUUUAGUGCCAUCUUUAGUUGAUUUGUAUGCUACUUCUGGUAAUACAAGAUGUGCCCACAAGAUUUUAUUUGUGUCAAGAGAGAGACAUAUUGUAUCAUGGAAUUUGCUCAUAUCACGCUGCAUCGAGGAAGGGUCUAAAGAGGCGUUGACUAUAUUUAGGAAGAUGCAAAGUUACAAUAUAUCUCCAGAUUCAUUUACGCUGGCCACUAUGCUUUCAGCCUGUGGGAAGUUUGGUUUGCUGCUGUACGGACGUCAGAUACAUGGUCAUGUUAUAAGAACAAGCUGUCCAAGCGAGUUUGUCCUGAAUUCGCUAAUUGACAUGUAUGCUAAAUGUGGGUUUGUGGAUUCAGCUUACUUGGUAUUUAAGAACAGGGGACAAGGAAGUGUUGUAACAUGGAAUUCAAUGAUAUGUGGAUUCUGUCAUAAUGGCUUUUCAGCAAAAGCUAUUAGUCUUUUUGAUCAGAUGUAUUCAAAAAGUCUUGAAAUGGAUGCAGUGACAUUUUUGAGUGUAAUUCAAGCUUGCUCGAAUUUGGGAUAUCUAGAGAAAGGGAAGUGGAUACACCAUAAGCUUAUUACAACUUGUUUACAGGAUGAUACAUACAUUAAUACAGCUUUAUUAGACAUGUAUGCCAAGUGUGGAGACCUUUACAUGGCUAGGGGUAUCUUUGAUACCAUGUCAGAAAGAACUGUUGUAUCGUGGAGUGCCAUGAUCGGUGGUUAUGGUUCGCAUGGCCAGAUUGACCUUGCGAUUUCACUCUUCAACAGAAUGGUAGAAUCUGAGGUAAAACCAAAUGAAGUCACAUUUAUGAAUAUAUUAUCUGCAUGCAGCCAUGCAGGAUAUGUGGAAGUAGGAAAGUCUUACUUCAACUUAAUGAAGGACUUUGGUGCUGAACCACAGUUGGAACAUUAUGCAUGUUUAAUUGAUCUUCUAAGCCGAGGUGGAAACCUAGACGAAGCGUACAUGAUCAUUGAUACAAUGCCAUUUCAAGCUGAUGCAAGCAACUGGGGUGCUCUGUUGAAUGGUUGUCGGAUUCAUAGACGAGUAGACAUGAUCCAAAAAAUUCAAGAAAAACUUUUAGGUUUAGAUAUGGAUGACACUGGAUAUUAUACUCUACUAUCUAAUGUAUUUGCAGAAGGUGGAGACUGGGGGGAGUUUAGUAUGGUGAGAUCAUUAAUGAAUGGUUUAGGUCUAAAAAAAUGCUUAGGAAUGAGUAAAGUUGAGAUUGAUACAGGGGUGCAUGGAAACUAAGCUGUAUAUAUGCAUCAAUGAUGAACAAAGUAAACAUCCAACACUUGGAAUCUUGUCCAGGAGUCCAGGAUUUUCUGACAGGCAGCUAAAAUUGAGGCUGCAGCUGCCCAUGGAAAAGAUGGAGGAUAUAUUGAAAACUAAAUCCAGAAUCCCAGAGAAUGAACCAGAAGUUGAUGGAAGAAGCACCAUUCCUUACAUUGAUAUGCGAGCUGAGGAAAGCCAUGGGUGAUGCAACAGUUGCAGCUGCAGCAUAUAUAGGGUAUACUGGUAUUGGUACUGUCCUUAAAAUGAAUCCCUUUCCUUCAUAAAACUUAACAAUAAAAUGCGGGUAAAUAAAUAAAGAAAUGACUUACAUUUACGGGUUUUUAAGACAUGAAAGUUUUUCUUGAAAACUACACAACUGUAUUGUUAUGUUUGGCCAUAUAUAGGCCAAGCGUCCUGUGACAGAGAUGAUAUCUUCUGUUGACUUGAUUGAAGAACAAUUAUGUGUUUCAAGAGGGAAGAUACUUUGUUACAAACAGGUAUGAUAUAAUAUAACCUAAUAUAGGAAUAAAUCAUUAAUUUAUGUUCACUUGCUGAUUUUAUUUAGAGGAAGAUAUUUUGCUUAGAGGACAUUCAAUAUAAUGCCGAAUGAUUGCAGAAGAUUCUUUCAAAAUUUUCAGACCUGGGCCAGGGAGUUUAUGCUAAAUUAAGCAUAUGUUGAACACUUCACCAUGAGGGUUUAACAUUAGCAAAAUUACAUUGUUCCUCGUAUUGCUACAUAUGACAGUAUGAGACCAUACUCUCCAUACUACUAUAGUUUGGUUUAUUGACUAGGGAAAAUUGGAAUGUUUUAUAAGCUGAUAUACUGAAAAAAAUUGUGAUGGGUGUGUAUUGUUAAUUUAUUAGUUUGUAUGAAGGUAGAUUGUGUCGGCAGUGCUAUCUCGAGAUAUCUAGCAAUCCAUGCCGGAAAAAAAUUAGUGCCCUAUAUUGAUAUCGUAAAAAGGUAAUAAAUGACAUAUCGAUAAUAUUUAUUCAUUGGAUCAGCCAAAUAAGAAAGAUAUUUAACAACAAAUUAUUUAAUCAAAACAUUUAACAACAUGUUUGAUGCUAUUUUGAAGUAAAAAUUAAAAUCUGUGCCCCUAAGAAAUUUUGUGCUUAUAUAUUUUAUUAAAUUUUUAUUUACUCCUUUAUAUAUAUGUAAAAGAAAUAUGCCUUUAAAAGUUUAAUUUUUAGGUACUCCCAUUCGUUAGCAUAAGCGGAUUGGUCUCAGGCCAAUGUGUCGGCGCUGUUGAUGACACACAUGUAUCUGCUCACAUAAGAAUACCUAAUAAACAUGCUCUCGUGGUCAUAGAGAUACCCGAAAAUUAAUGUGCUGACUGACUGCAUUUUUGAUUCAAAAUUCACAUAUACUUCGAGUGAUCGGGGAAGGAACUGCAUCAGAUUCAAGAAUAAUUAAAAUGCACUUAUUAGAGAAGUUAAAUUAGUAAAAAAUAAUUGACAGUGGGAUAGACCCUAGCUUCCUAAAAAUCUCUCUAACUCUUUUCAUUUCUAGCUGUCGCCGGAGCUUCCAUCAAUCUUCAUGAAAAGUCCCAAUCAAUUAAUUUCUUUUGAUUUGUUGUUCUUCUUUCAUUAAAACUCCUCACCAGAUCUAUUCUUAGAUGUUAGAUCUAUUAGUUUUUCAAGAUUUUGAUUCGGUGAUAAAUCAAUUGGGAUGCAUAAAUGAUAAGUUAGGCGACUGUAAUUCAGUUUUAGCCAUAUCUGGAGUUCACAUCGAUCGGUAAGAUAAGGAACGUGUGAAUUGACCCCACGAUAAUGGUAUGCGUUCAAAAUAUUUUGUCAUAGUACUUUUGAAUUUGUCUGUCAUAUAUGUCCUUUGAACAGAUUUAUAUUUCGUAAUUGAAUUUUGUGAUUCGUUUAUAGCUAGAUAUAUAAGGUUUUAUACUACAAAUUGUGUUAUAGCGUUUUUGUAUAUUCAGUUUUUUAUUGUGUUCCUUUCGAGGGAGAGUCAUAGUUGAUGGCUUUUUGAUCGUAUAUUGUGAUUUUAUUUUGUCGUUAAUUAUCAUUUGAUGACUUUGUUUCGAUGCUUGACAUAAGCCUUUGUUCUUGAUUAUUUCUUCCCUCUUUUUUCUCUCUCUCUCUCUCUCUCUUUAUUUCUUUCAUUCGUUAUUUUUUCUCUCCCUCUUUCUUUUCUUCCUUCCCGCAGAUCUUGUGUCCUUCAUCCGGGUUUUCUUUACGGUCAUUAAAAUUUUAUUGACUAAAUUUUGUGGGGCCAUCUUUGCAUGAUUGUGGUUAGUCGGUAGAUUUCUUUAAAUGAAAGUUCUCCUUUUCUUCUUAGUUCUGUGGUUUUGCUUCUUUUUUUUCGAGUGUUUUUUUUAGACAUCAAUUUUUUUUAUCUGAAUUUUUGUGUGACAUUUCAGCAAUGCCCUCUGGUUAGAUGAAAGAUUUUCAUGUAUGAAAGAAGCUCUUUCGAUCCUCUCGGUAUUGUAUUUUGGUACAAUUCACUAACGUGAAAGUCUUAUGACAAAAAAGAAAAGUUAAAUUAGUUAUCCCUGCCGGUAAUUAUUGAACAAAUAAUCAACCAUUCUUUUUUCAAUUCUUGUAUUCAAUAUAUUAUACUGUAUUUAAUGUAGUCCUAUAUCUUAUUUAUGGGUAAAUAUUGUUUAGUUGAUGCGGGUCUCCUCAUAGAAGUGGACUAGUCCCACUUUUAGUGUUCAUUACCAUCUAAAAGAGUACACAAAUCGUGGACCUGUAAAUUGUAAAGAGGUAUUUAAUUAUCGCCAUGCAUCAUUGAGGAAUGCUAUUGGAAGGGCAAUUUUUUUCCUAUUAUUAGAAGUAUAAUUAAGCCAUUCUAUUCGUGUCAAGCACAUUCAGACAUAUUUAUCACUUGUUAUAUAUUGCAGAACUUCUUUGUACAAUUUCUUACGAGAAAAAGAUCAUGAUAUGACACAUGAAGAAGAAGUGAUACAAGAGUUGGAAAAAGAAACUCUCGAAGUAGUGUUUUAUGCACUAAGAAACAAGUUUGAAGGUUGGGGCCAUUGCAGGUAAAAUCGAAAUACAAUAGCGAAUACUAUGUGGAGCGAAUACUUAUUGCACAAGGAUAAUGAUGUUAAAAUGUUAGAUUAGUUAAUAGUUGUGGCGAACUCAUUCGUAGUUAGAUUGUUUUUAACUAUACUUUGAGUGAGUUGUUUUGUUAUUAUUUUUGAUUUAAUUUAAUCAGUGAAUGUACUUUAAUAUUUUUACUUUA
Molecule: messenger RNA, 5799 nt
Organism: Daucus carota subsp. sativus
Lineage: Eukaryota; Viridiplantae; Streptophyta; Magnoliopsida; Apiales; Apiaceae
Product: putative pentatricopeptide repeat-containing protein At1g69350, mitochondrial
Exons: 3
Coding region: 312-2573 (753 amino acids)
Molecular function (GO): protein binding
Source: RefSeq, a predicted model, not a curated record